This is a messenger RNA of Haliaeetus leucocephalus (bald eagle), 1189 nucleotides long. RefSeq names its product small nuclear ribonucleoprotein 35kDa (U11/U12) (gene SNRNP35). Bases 165 to 962 code for a protein of 265 amino acids. NCBI's taxonomy places the organism in Eukaryota, Metazoa, Chordata, Aves, Accipitriformes, Accipitridae. Gene Ontology annotation, cellular component: U12-type spliceosomal complex; precatalytic spliceosome. Gene Ontology annotation, biological process: mRNA splicing, via spliceosome. The transcript has 3 exons. Gene Ontology annotation, molecular function: snRNA binding; mRNA binding. The record is from RefSeq and is a predicted model, not a curated record.
CCAUACCCACUGUGCAAGCAGCUGGAGGAGGAAGGAAAUUUUGACUAAAGCUGAGAUGGAAACCCCCAAGCUCUUUGGCUCUUGGGAGCACAGGUGUCUCUUGUACAUCUGGACAGUACCUAGCCCAAUCUAGGUGCUCCAACCUGCAAUACUCUGACCUGACGAUGAACGACUGGGCCCCCAUAGCAAAGGAGUACGACCCCCUCAAAGCCGGCAGCAUUGAUGGCACGGAUGAAGAGCCCCACGACCGCGCCAUAUGGAGGGCUAUGCUGGCACGCUACGUACCCAACAAGGGAGUUACAGGAGAUCCUCACCUCACCCUGUUUGUAGCAAGGCUCAAUCUUCAGACAACAGAAGAGAAGAUAAAAGAGGUCUUUUCCCGGUAUGGAGACAUCAGAAAGAUCCGUCUGGUUCGAGACCUGGUCACGGGAUUUUCCAAGGGUUAUGCGUUUAUUGAGUACAAAGAGGAGCGUGCUCUCCUGAAGGCCCACAGAGACGCCAACAGGCUGGUUAUUGAUCAACAUGAGAUCUUUGUAGACUUUGAACUGGAAAGAACUCUCAAAGGAUGGAUUCCUCGGAGGCUUGGAGGUGGGUUUGGAGGCAAAAAAGAAUCCGGGCAGCUACGGUUUGGAGGACGGGACAGACCUUUCCGAAAACCCAUCAAUUUGCCAAACAUGAAAAAUGAUUUCUAUGGAGAAGGAUCGGCAGAGAAAAGAAACUGGUCUCGUGAGGGAACAAGGGACUGGAGAACAAGGGACCGAGACCAUGAAAGGAGCAGAGACAAGCGAUGGCCAGAAAGGGAGCGGUCGUGGACUUGGGGUGAAAGUGAGAGGGAGAGGGACUCCAAAGAGGAGAGGAGCAGAGGGAGGGAGAGGAAGGACAGAGACAGGAAGGACAGGGAUAGAGACCGGAGCAGGGAAAGAGAUACCAAGAAACAAAGAGAUGAUGACAAGCAUCGAUAGGCGACAGCGCCUUCUCCUUGGGGUAUGUUAUCUCCUCUUACAUCCACGCUGUUUCAGUUGGAGGUGUUGCCUUCAGCUUGGGGCUGUGAGCAGCAUUCCCAGAGCAAGCUGUGCCAUUACUGUCUUGUGCCUGCGACUCUUGCCUGCUAGAAGCUCUCUGUACAUUGGUUGCUAAUGCAGUUAAGAUCUGUGUUGAAUUGUUCUUCAGAGAAAAUAAACUUUUGUAU